Molecule: messenger RNA, 2023 nt
Organism: Pyrus x bretschneideri (Chinese white pear)
Lineage: Eukaryota; Viridiplantae; Streptophyta; Magnoliopsida; Rosales; Rosaceae
Exons: 4
Coding region: 1-561 (186 amino acids)
Source: RefSeq, a predicted model, not a curated record
AUGUCUAUAUCUUAUGAGAGAUUUGGCAUGGAAAGGCAUUAUCCUGACAAGUGCAGCUUUGUUUCUCAUAAAAAAUAUGAAGUCACACAACAUUGUGAAUGUUCUCACAUUUAUCAUCGUUAUGGCUCUCAAUAUUCUGGCACUUUGUUGGCAUGGUUGCUUGCCUUCUCUCUCCAAAUCUACUUCUUCUCCCCAAUAUCACCAGAUUCACUUCACCUCCCUCCACCUUCCCUCCUUCCCAGAAACAACAUAUUAAAGAAAGUGAUUACAGCUACAAGAGAUGGUUGGAUCAAAAGGGUUCACACAAAGGGGAGUUGGGAAAACCGGAGGAAGGUGAACAGUGAUACAGUUUUUGGAAUUACAUUCACAAAAGAUGGUGAUCUUGUUACAUGUGAUACUGAUCAAGAGGGUUUGCUAAAGGUUAUUGAAAAUGGUGUCACAGGUUUCACAUCACAUGUUAAUGGGUCCAAAAUAAGGUUAGACUGCUUUCCACUACACAAUCUAUUACAUGUUCUUUUAUGCGAAUGUCUUGAAACGACCUACUUUAACGUGUCUCUUUGAUCGUUUUCAAACCUAAGAAGAGACCCAAUGUUCGAUGUGUGGAAUUUUUCACAUGCAAAAAGAGUUGGAAUUGUAUACAUAUGAAUAAGUAAACACAAGUAAGGAUUUCUGCACUUUAUUUUCUCUUCGCAAUCUUUUUAGAUUUUAUGAUAUUUGAAUUGAAUAAAUAAAAAUAAAAAAUAAAACAAAAAUAAAACAAAAGUGUAAAAAUUAUUAUUUAUGAACAAGCGCCUGCAAUAUUUACCGAGACGAAGAUUUACCUCGAGUUAAAAACUAGAUGAAUAAGUAAGCGGUGGUUCGAUACAACUGUGGAAAAUGACUGGAGAGAGAGAGAGAGAGCAAUGUGUUCACUUGGAAAGAAAACAUCCAUGUGCAAGCCAUGCCAAAUACAAUUAUGAUGUGACACCACCAGAACAAUACAAAUAAGGUCCUCUUGUUACAUAUUAAUUGCAAGGUGGGGCAGUUGCAUCGUGACUAAAAGAAUGAUUUAUAUGAAAUAAAUUUGUUGUUGCGUAAUAUUUUUUAUUGAAUUAAAAUGUUGUAAUAAUGGUUAAUUCGUUUCAUAUAAACUGCCUCUUAAAAUAAAACUAUUAAGUAAGGAAUCUUUUUCAUUAUAUUCGGGACCGAUUGCUACAUGUUCUACAAACAUCAUGGUUUGCUGGUUUGUAAGAUGAAUCCAUGACUGUUGCCAUCAAAGUCUGGUACCGUUUUACCUUCUGGGGAUUUCAUUUAGAUAUUUUCAUAUCUCUGAAUUCUUAUUUUUUAUUUUUUUAUAUUUUUUGGGUCUUGUUUCAUUAACUCUCUUUCAACUAAAGAGAAAUAAAAAAACAUGAUUCAAUAGAGACCAUGUUGAUGUUGAAGUGAUGACUGAUGAGUGAUGAGCCUCCCAACCCUACAACUAUUCUACCUGUAUUUUUAAUGGAGAAAGGCAUGUCGCCAAGGAAACUGGUUCAUUUCAAAUGAUUAGGUAUUUGUGAUCCUCUUUCUGAGGAAAGGAUUAUGAUUAGAGGUGUCAAAUUAAUUUAUUAAGUUGUUAAUCGGUACUUGUGAAUAUAUGUUUAAUUUGAUAUUUCUAUAAUAUAGAGAUAAGAUUGAUAGUGGUGAUGACGAUGUAAGAUAAAAUCAAACAGAAUUGGUCUUAAUGUGUAUUCAUUAACAAUCCAAUAAGUGGAUUUGUCACAUGUGAUUGUUGGACCAAGGUUUGUAUUGUUGCCUUUUGGAAAUAAGACAUGUCAUUUGAGAAGAGGUGUAUCAAUGCCUAUAAAUAUACCAACAAGUCACCCACUUCAUAUUAUUCAAAUUUUUUUUUCUCAUCCAUGGGUUAUAUUGUGAUAUAUUAUUGUUCUAAGAAUUUCCGCCUGACACCGUUUAGGUCCCGCUUAGGCGUUAGGCAGUUGGUCACCAUCUCGAUUAAUCACUAGGUGUUUGAAAAUUAAGAAAUGGAGCCUCAACCUCUUUAGGU